Syngnathus typhle (broad-nosed pipefish) is the source of this 16220-nucleotide messenger RNA. It is a transcript of the gene akap12a, whose product is annotated as A kinase (PRKA) anchor protein 12a. Gene Ontology annotation, biological process: signal transduction; regulation of protein kinase C signaling. The record is from RefSeq and is a predicted model, not a curated record. Gene Ontology annotation, molecular function: calmodulin binding; protein kinase A binding. The transcript is spliced from 4 exons. The coding region runs from base 83 to 15865 and encodes 5260 amino acids. NCBI's taxonomy places the organism in Eukaryota, Metazoa, Chordata, Actinopteri, Syngnathiformes, Syngnathidae. Gene Ontology annotation, cellular component: cytoplasm.
CACUCGACUUCAGGAGUAAUUUACAGCACUUUUCAUUUAAUUGUUUUUGAUGGAAAAGGUGAGGCGUCCAGCUGCGUGAGAAAUGGGUGACGCACAGUCGGCGUUUGAAGAAGGCGAGCCAGGGCAAGAUGCUGCCGAGCGCCAAGGGGAGGAUGAUAAGAAGCUUCUCAAAAACAACUGUCAAAUUGAUGCCAAAUCAGCCACCCUGUUACUGGAGGUCAAUGGCAUCCAUGAGGAUGACACCAAUGCCCAAGAUGACUGGCUUCCAGAAAAUCCUCCUAAAGAAGUGGAGACAAAAGUUGUAGGGAAUGAGAUGGAGCCAAUCAAAGAGGGCGAAAAAAAGGGCGUGUUUUCAGAAGUAACCGAAGUCGAGGCAAAACACAAUGACAUCAAUGACAGCUUUAAAACAUUCUUCAGUAAAGUUGGGUUGAAAUUUACACUCAAACGAGGCUCCAGACACCACGGCGAGAACCAAGAAGGUGAGUCGACUGAGGUCAAAAAGCCUACUGAACAAAUUCAAGAUGAUACAACUCAAGCGGACACAACAUGUGAGAGUAAAAAUGAGGAUUCAACAUGCCCGACUGAGGGAGAAGCAACAGAUUCCCAGAACGAGGUCAAUAUCCCUGACGAAGAAUGGACGCACCUCGACACCCCGUCAGAACAAGAUCCUUCAUCUCCCUCUAGCCCCAAAGAAGAUGUGACGAUGUCACCCAUUAAAAAGUUUUUCGCCUUGGGACUAUUUACCAGAUUAGGGAAAAAGAGGCUGUCUUUGGAAGAUGAGACCAUAACAAGAGAGCUUGUUAUGGAGGAAGUCGGAGACACUGAAAAACAAAUGGCACAAGACCAAAACGAGGACAUAGAAAAUACCGCAGUAGCACUAGCAGAUGUGUACAAGGAAGAAAAUCCACCAGCGGACAUGAUAAGCGAGCCUGGAGGCCCCAAUGAAAUUGAGGAUGUUCCGUCGAGUGCUCUCAAGAGACUUCUGUUGGGCUCUAGUCUGGUGAAGAUCAAAAGGCAAAAAGAAGCAAAGACAUCUGUGGGUGAACAAUGUCAACCGUCUAGUGACGACCCGGACCAUCUUUUGUCGCCCGCUGCAAUGGUAGAGAAUGAUAAAAAACAAAGUCCUACACAACCCGCAGAAACAACCGUGGUCCAGGAGGAGGAAAGUCCGUGGGCCACCUUUAAGAAACUGUUAUCUCCCAAAAAGCGAGUAACCAGGUCCGCCUUGAACAAUGAUGACAUGCAAAACCCAAUGCCCAAAGACGAACUGAAGUCAAGCGAGGGAGAUGACAUAUUAGAGUGCAGAAUGGAUGAGGGCAAAAAGCGGAAGGAUUCGGCUAUUUCCUGGGAUGCCAUUUCAUGUGCAAGAAGUCAGACAGCAACGGAUUUUGAUAACGAAACACCACCCGACGAUGCAAAUAGUACAGAGGCAGUGGAAAAUUAUGACAAUUGUGAUGUUUUAGCAUCUACUCCCAAGAAAGCCGCAAGUCCACCUGAAAGCGAUGUAGAGUCACUUUGCCACGCCUUCAAAAGACUCAUGAGUCCAAAAAGGAAAGCCAAGCUUGUGGAAGAAAUGCAACGCAGUCCUGAAACUGAGAGCAUGCAAGAAAAUGUCUCCCUUUUAGGUAAAAUUUUCCCAGGCUGGAAUAAGAGAAAGUCAGUCCCAAACAAAGACCAAGAACCAACUUCGUGUGAGGUGGACCAGGAGCUCAGUGUUGGUGACCUAAAUUGUAUUAUGCCAGCUGUUGUUCCCUUGUAUGAUUAUGACAUUGUUGAGAUCGAGCCAAAAGAGACCGUUGCAGGAAGGGAACCAUCCACAAAACCAGACAUUGACCUCAAACAAGACUUCCUCCCUGAGGUGAUGGAUGCAACCCCACCUUCGGAAAAUCUGCAGACUGAAGAACCCCUACAAAUUGUUGAGGCAUUACAAAAUGAGGCCACAAAUGAAGACCUGGCCCACCUUACAGAGUACAUUGAACAAGCCCUUAGUGAUAUUACGGAGGAAGGUGAGCUUACAGAGAGCACCACAGCAGAAAAUGUGAUUACGUCGGAGGUUAACAGCGCACCACGUCCUGUGGAGGUUAGCCUCGCCGACAAUAGCGCCAUGAUCUCUGCACUCUCCCAACAGGCAGAAAAAACAUCAGAUGCUACCACACCGGUUCUCACUAAAGCCCAAGUCGAGGAAACAGAAGAGCUCAUGCAGCCAGGUGUUGAGAGCACCACCACUCUGCCUGAACCAGAUCUGUUGUGCUCAGACACAAUAGUUGGUUCUGUCUUGUGUGACACACUUGGAGAAGAUUCGCAUCUACCCGGAUCCAAACAAUCAAACGCACCCACCACCAUGAUAGAUCUGGUUCCAAAUGAAAUGGAAGCAGCAACGGACGAAACAGAGUCAUCCAUAGCCGACAAAAUAAUUUCAACAGAGGCGCUUGACACCCAGGAAAUCACACCUACGGAGAAGCUGGACAUGAAGAAAAUCUCAACCCCCAUUCCUACAGAGGAGAUUGAUACUGAAGAAAUCACACUUCACAUUUCAACGAAGGAGCUCGAGACAGUGGGAAUUACACAUGCCAUUCCUAACAAGGAGCCAGACAUUGAGAAAAUCGCACCAAAGAUUCUUGUAGAGAAGCUCGACAUCAAGGAAAUCAAAUCUCCCAUACGUUCCAAGGAGCUGGACACCCAAAGUACAACUACACCUUCUACAAAGGAGCUUCACACCACGGAGAUCACAAGUCUCAUUCCUACAGAGGAGCUUGACAUUGAGACCACAGAGAUCACAAGUCCCAUUCCUACAGAGAAGGUUGACACUGAGGAUAUGAGAUCUCAAAGUCUUACCAAGGAGCUCAGCACCACGGAGAUCACAAGUCCCAUUCCUACAAAGAAGGUUGACACUGAGGAAAUGGAACCUCAAACUCUUACCAAGGAGCUCGGCACCAUUGAGAUCACAAGUCCCAUUCCUGCAGAGAAGCUUGACACUGAGACCACAGAGAUCACAAGUCCCAUUCCUACAGAGAAGGUUGACACUGAGGAUGGUGGACCUCAAAUUCUUUUCAAGGAGCUCGACACUACAGAUAUCACAAGAGCCAUUCUUACCGAGAAGCUUGACACUGAGACCACAGAGAUCACAAGUCCCAUUCCUACAGAGUUGGUUGACACGGAGGAAAUGGAACGUCAAAUUCUUACCAAAGAGCUCACCACCAUAGAGAUCACAAUUCCCAUUCCUACAGAGAAGGUUGACACUGAGGAAAUGGAACCUCAAAUUCUUACGAAGGAUCUCAACACCACAGAGAUCACAAGUCCCAUUCGUACAGAGAAGGUUGACACUGAGGAAAUGGAAUCUCAAAUGCUUACCAAGGAGCUCGGAUCCACGGAGAUCACAAGCCCCAUUCCUACAGAGAAGCUUGACACUGAGACCAUAGAGAUCUCAAGUCCCAUUCCAACAGUGGAGGUUAACACUGAGGAAAUGGUACCUCAUAUUCUUACCAAGAAGCUCGACACCAUGGAGAUCACAAGACCCAUUCCUACAGAGUUGGUUGACACAGAGCAAAUGGAAAAUCAAGUUCUUACCAAAGAGCUCGACAUCAUAGAGAUCACAAGUCCCAUUCCUAUAGAGAAGGUUGACACUGAGGAAAUGGAACCUCAAAUUCUUACAAAGGAUCUCAACACCACAGAGAUCACAAGUCUCCUUCCUACAGAGAAGGUUGACACUGAGGAAAUGGAAUCUCAAACUCCUACCACGGAGAUCACAAGUCCCAUUCUUACAGAGAAGCUUGUCACUGAGACCAUAGAGAUCUCAAGUCCCAUUCCUACAGAGAAGGUUAACACUGAGGAAAUAGCACAUCAAAUUCUUACCAAGAAGCUCGGCACCAUGGAGAUCACAAGACCCAUUUCUACAGAGGUGGUUGACACUGAGAAAAUGGGACCUCAAGUUCUUCCCAAAGACUUCCACACCACAGAGGUCAAAACUCCCAUUCCUACAGAGAAGCUUGACACUGAGGAAAUGGUACCUCAAAUUCUUACAAAGGAUCUCAACAACACAGAGAUCACACGUCCCAUUCCUACAAAGAAGGUUGACACUGAGGAAAUGGAAUCUCAAAAUCUUACCAAGGAGCUCGGCACCACGGAGAUCACAAGUCCCAUUCUUACAGAGAAGCUUGACACUGAGACCAUAGAGAUCACAAGUCCCAUUCCUACAGAGAAGGUCAACACUGAGGAAAUAGCACCUCAAAUUCUUACAAAGAAGCUCGGCACCAUGGAGAUCACAAAACCCAUUCCUACAGAGGUGGUUGACACUGAGAAAAUGGGACCUCAAGUUCUUCCCAAAGACUUCCACACCACAGAGGUCAAAACUCCCAUUCCUACAGAGAAGCUUGACACUGAGGAAAUGGAACCUCAAAUUCUUACAAAGGAUCUCAACAACACAGAGAUCACACGUCCCAUUCCUACAGAGAAGGUUGACACUGAGAAAAUGGAAUCUCAAAAUCUUACCAUGGAGCUCGGCACCAUGGAGAUCACAAGUCCCAUUCUUACAGAGAAGCUUGACACUGAGACCAUAGAGAUCACAAGUCCCAUUCCUACAGAGAAGGUUGACACUGAGGAUGGUGGACCUCAAAUUCUUUUCAAGGAGCUCGACACUACAGAUAUCACAAGAGCCAUUCUUACCGAGAAGCUUGACACUGAGACCACAGAGAUCACAAGUCCCAUUCCUACAGAGUUGGUUGACACGGAGGAAAUGGAACGUCAAAUUCUUACCAAAGAGCUCACCACCAUAGAGAUCACAAUUCCCAUUCCUACAGAGAAGGUUGACACUGAGGAAAUGGAACCUCAAAUUCUUACGAAGGAUCUCAACACCACAGAGAUCACAAGUCCCAUUCGUACAGAGAAGGUUGACACUGAGGAAAUGGAAUCUCAAAUGCUUACCAAGGAGCUCGGAUCCACGGAGAUCACAAGCCCCAUUCCUACAGAGAAGCUUGACACUGAGACCAUAGAGAUCUCAAGUCCCAUUCCAACAGUGGAGGUUAACACUGAGGAAAUGGUACCUCAUAUUCUUACCAAGAAGCUCGACACCAUGGAGAUCACAAGACCCAUUCCUACAGAGUUGGUUGACACAGAGCAAAUGGAAAAUCAAGUUCUUACCAAAGAGCUCGACAUCAUAGAGAUCACAAGUCCCAUUCCUAUAGAGAAGGUUGACACUGAGGAAAUGGAACCUCAAAUUCUUACAAAGGAUCUCAACACCACAGAGAUCACAAGUCUCCUUCCUACAGAGAAGGUUGACACUGAGGAAAUGGAAUCUCAAACUCCUACCACGGAGAUCACAAGUCCCAUUCUUACAGAGAAGCUUGUCACUGAGACCAUAGAGAUCUCAAGUCCCAUUCCUACAGAGAAGGUUAACACUGAGGAAAUAGCACAUCAAAUUCUUACCAAGAAGCUCGGCACCAUGGAGAUCACAAGACCCAUUUCUACAGAGGUGGUUGACACUGAGAAAAUGGGACCUCAAGUUCUUCCCAAAGACUUCCACACCACAGAGGUCAAAACUCCCAUUCCUACAGAGAAGCUUGACACUGAGGAAAUGGAACCUCAAAUUCUUACAAAGGAUCUCAACACCACAGAGAUCACAAGUCUCCUUCCUACAGAGAAGGUUGACACUGAGGAAAUGGAAUCUCAAACUCCUACCACGGAGAUCACAAGUCCCAUUCUUACAGAGAAGCUUGUCACUGAGACCAUAGAGAUCUCAAGUCCCAUUCCUACAGAGAAGGUUAACACUGAGGAAAUAGCACAUCAAAUUCUUACCAAGAAGCUCGGCACCAUGGAGAUCACAAGACCCAUUUCUACAGAGGUGGUUGACACUGAGAAAAUGGGACCUCAAGUUCUUCCCAAAGACUUCCACACCACAGAGGUCAAAACUCCCAUUCCUACAGAGAAGCUUGACACUGAGGAAAUGGUACCUCAAAUUCUUACAAAGGAUCUCAACAACACAGAGAUCACACGUCCCAUUCCUACAAAGAAGGUUGACACUGAGGAAAUGGAAUCUCAAAAUCUUACCAAGGAGCUCGGCACCACGGAGAUCACAAGUCCCAUUCUUACAGAGAAGCUUGACACUGAGACCAUAGAGAUCACAAGUCCCAUUCCUACAGAGAAGGUCAACACUGAGGAAAUAGCACCUCAAAUUCUUACAAAGAAGCUCGGCACCAUGGAGAUCACAAAACCCAUUCCUACAGAGGUGGUUGACACUGAGAAAAUGGGACCUCAAGUUCUUCCCAAAGACUUCCACACCACAGAGGUCAAAACUCCCAUUCCUACAGAGAAGCUUGACACUGAGGAAAUGGAACCUCAAAUUCUUACAAAGGAUCUCAACAACACAGAGAUCACACGUCCCAUUCCUACAGAGAAGGUUGACACUGAGAAAAUGGAAUCUCAAAAUCUUACCAUGGAGCUCGGCACCAUGGAGAUCACAAGUCCCAUUCUUACAGAGAAGCUUGACACUGAGACCAUAGAGAUCACAAGUCCCAUUCCUACAGAGAAGGUCAACACUGAGGAAAUAGCACCUCAAAUUCUUACAAAGAAGCUCGGCACCAUGGAGAUCACAAAACCCAUUCCUACAGAGGUGGUUGACACUGAGAAAAUGGGACCUCAAGUUCUUCCCAAAGACUUCCACACCACAGAGGUCAAAACUCCCAUUCCUACAGAGAAGCUUGACACUGAGGAAAUGGAACCUCAAAUUCUUACAAAGGAUCUCAACAACACAGAGAUCACACGUCCCAUUCCUACAGAGAAGGUUGACACUGAGAAAAUGGAAUCUCAAAAUCUUACCAAGGAGCUCGGCACCAUGGAGAUCACAAGUCCCAUUCUUACAGAGAAGCUUGACACUGAGACCAUAGAGAUCACAAGUCCCAUUCCUACAGAGAAGGUCAACACUGAGGAAAUAGCACCUCAAAUUCUUACAAAGAAGCUCGGCACCAUGGAGAUCACAAAACCCAUUCCUACAGAGGUGGUUGACACUGAGAAAAUGGGACCUCAAGUUCUUCCCAAAGACUUCCACACCACAGAGGUCGAAACUCCCAUUCCUACAGAGAAGCUUGACACUGAGGAAAUGGAACCUCAAAUUCUUACAAAGGAUCUCAACAACACAGAGAUCACACGUCCCAUUCCUACAGAGAAGGUUGACACUGAGAAAAUGGAAUCUCAAAAUCUUACCAAGGAGCUCGGCACCAUGGAGAUCACAAGUCCCAUUCUUACAGAGAAGCUUGGCACUGAGACCAUAGAGAUCACAAGUCCCAUUCCUACACAGAAGGUCAACACUGAGGAAAUAGCACCUCAAAUCCUUACACAGAAGCUUGGCACCAUGGAGAUCACAAGACCCAUUCCUACAGAGGUGGUUGACAUUGAGAAAAUGGGACCUCAAGUUCUUCCCAAAGACUUCCACACCACAGAGGUCAAAACUCCCAUUCCUACAGAGAAGCUUGACACUGAGACCACAGUGAAGGUUGACACUGAGGAUAUAGAACCUCAAAUUCUUGCAAAGGAUCUCAACACCACAGAGAUCACACGUCCCAUUCCUACAGAGAAGGUUGACACUGAGGAAAUGGAAUCUCAAAUUCUUACCAAGGAGCUCGGCACCACGGAGAUCACAACUCCCAUUCUUACAGAGAAGCUUGACACUGAGACCAUAGAGAUCACAAGUCCCAUUCCUACAGAGAAGGUCAACACUGAGGAAAUAGCACCUCAAAUUCUUACCAAGAAGCUCGGCACCAUGGAGAUCACAAGACCCAUUCCUACAGAGGUAGUUGACACUGAGAAAAUGGGACCUCAAGUUCUUCGCAAAGACUUCCACACCACAGAGGUCAAAACUCCCAUUCCUACAGAGAAGCUUGACACUGAGACCACAGUGAAGAUUGACACUGAGGAUAUGGAACCUCAAAUUCUUAUAAAGGAGCUCGGCACCAUCGACAUCACAAGCCCCAUUCUUACCCAGGUGGUUGACACCAAGGAAAGGGGACCUCAAAUUCUUACCAAGGGGCCCGACACCACAGAUAUCACAAGUCUCAUUCCUACAGAGAAGGUUGAUACUGAGGACUUGGGACCUCAAAUUCUUACCAAGGAGCUCGACACCACAGAGAGCACAAGUUCCAUUCCUACAGACGUGUUUGACACUGGGGAAAUGGGACCUCAAGUUCUUACCAAGGAGCCAGACACCACAGAGAUCACAAGUUCCAUUCCUACAGAGGAGGUUGACACUGAGGAAAUGGGACCUCAAGUUCUUACCGCGGAGCUCAACACCACAGAGAUCACAAGUCCCAUUCCUACAGAGUUGGUUGACACUGAGGACAGUGGACCUCAAAUUCUUACCAAGGAGCUCGACAAAACAGAUAUCACAAGAGCCAUUCCUACAGAGAAGCUUGACACUGAGACCACAGAGAUCACAAGUCCCAUUCCUACAGAGGUGGUUGACACUGAGGAAACGGAACCUCAAAUUCUUCCCAAGGAGCUCGGCACCACGGAGAUCACAAGUCCCAUUCCUACAGAGGUGGUUGACACUGAAGAAACGGGACCUCAAAUUCUUACCAAGGAUCUCAAGACCACGGUGAUCACAAGUCCCAUUCCUACACAGAAGCUUGACACUGAGACCACAGAGAUCACAAGUACCAUUCCUACAGAAGAGGUUGACACUCAGGAAAUGGCACCUCAAAUUCUUACUAAGGAGCAUGACACCAUAGAAAUCACAAGUCCCAUUCCGACAGAGAAGCUUGACACUGAGGAGAUUAGACGUCAAAUUCUUAUCAAUGAGCUCCACACCACAGAGAUCACUUCUCCCAUUCCUACAGAGAAGCUUGAUACUCCCAGUCUGACUGCAGGUCUCAGCACCAAGGAAAGCAAGCCUUUCAUUCAGACUGAGGUGCUUUACACUAAGACAGAAACUACACCUCCUAUUCCUACCAAGGAGCUCCAAACUGUGGAAAUCACACCUCCAAUUCUUACAGAGGAGCUCGACUCCAAAGAAAUCAAAACCCCGAUUUUUAUAGAGGAGCUCGACAUUGAAGAGUUCACUCCUACUUGUACUGAGGAGUCUGGCUCUGAGGAAAUCAUACAUUCCAUUACUAACAAGGAACUUAACAUUGAAGAAAUCAAGCCGGUCAUUCCUACAGAAGGGCUUGACAUGGAAGAGAUUAUACCUCCAAUGACUACCUGGAAAAUCAGAACCCGAAUUCAAACUGAGGAGCUGAACACAGAGGAAAUCACACCUUCUGUUCUUGCAGAGGAGCUUGACACCCAGGGAAACACACCUCCAAUUCCCAGAGAGGAGUUUAACACCACAGAAAUCACAAUUCCCAUUCUUGCUAAGGAGCUAGAACCUCAGGAAACUUCACCUCCGAUUCCUACAGAGGAGCUUGACACCAAUGAAAGCAAAACCCAAUUUCCUAUCGAGGAGUUGCACAUUGAAGAAACCAAACCUGCCCGUACUGAAGAGCCUGACACUGAGGAAAUGAAACCAUCCAUUGCAACCAAGAAACAUGACAUUGAGGGACUCAAGUCUCCCUUUCAUACAGAAGAGCUUGACACUCAGGAAAUUACAGCUUCUAUUCCAACAGAGGACCUUGAUAUCAAGGAAAUCUCAACUCCCAAUCCCGACAAGGGUCUUGACACUAAGGAAAUCAGACUUCCUACUCCUACCAAGGCUUAUGAGAUAGAGGAUAUAACACCUGCACUACCUACAGAAACACUCAACACCAAAGAAAUAAAGCCAAACCAUUCAGAGGAUUUACACUCCAAAGAAAUCACAACUCCCAUUCCUAGCCAGGAGCUUGGCAAUGAGGACAUUAGAGCUCCUCCUUCCACUGAGGAGCAUGGCACGGACGAUAUUAGACCUCCCAUUCCAGCCAAGAGGUUCAAAAUUGAGGAAAUCCAGACUCCGUUUCUUACUGAAGUGCUUGGCACCAACAAAAUCACUACUCCGACUCCUCAAAUUCUGAUCCAAGAACCUCAGACUAAGGAACUAACACUUCUUUCUCCUACCCAAGAGACUAACAUUGAGGAAAUUGUGCCUCCAAUUCAUACGGAAAAUUCAGCCGCAGAUGCAAUUACAGCUUCCAUUCCUACCAGGGAGCUUGACUCCAGUGAAAUCACACAUCCUAUUCUAUCGCAGGAAGUCGACACCCAGGAAAAUUCCGCUCGCAUUUUUUAUGAAGAGUUUGACGGAGAAGAAAUAAUACCUCAGAUUCCGACUGAUGAGUUUGACGCAGUGGAAAUCAAGCAUCCGAUUACAGCCCAGGAGUUGGAUACAGAAGAAUUUUUACCUUCAAAUUCAACCCAAAUGUUUGACUACAAGGAAACCCCACCUCACAUUUCUACCAAGGAGCUUGAGACAGAAAAAAUGCCAACAGAAAAAACAAAAACUGCUAAUUUCUCCAACUCAGAAUACAACUUCAGUAAAUUAGACAGUAUGGAUGAGAUCCAUGUAUUUUUGGAGGACUGCCUCUCUGAUAUAAGCAAAGGGGAGUCUUCAGAGCAGUUGGUGGAACAGGAAGAUGUUGCUACAGAAGAUGACAUUGAAGCUCCACGAUCCGAAAAACUUGCUCAUACUGACCUUAAAGAAAGUGACACAAAGCAAAACACUUUGCAGAUGGUCACAAUACAUCAGGAGGAACAGAAAGUCAAAGUAACAUCAGAAAAGUGUCCAGAAGCGUUUACAGAGGAACUUCAGUCAACAACAGAGAUUUCAUCUGAACCCAUCUUGAAUUCUGUUGAGGUUUCAGGAGCACAAACAGAAACACUGGCUUUGCAGGAAUGUCGUCUUCAACUUGCUUUAGAUAAAGUGCUUUGUGAGAAGGUUGCCAGUGAAGUCAAGGAGACAACCAAACUCCUAUCUGAAAUCAGUACAGAACCAUUCAACAAAGAUGUAGCAAAGGAGCCAGUAGAUACAUCCCAAAAUGAACUUAUUCGAGAAACAGAAGCUGUGCAAGCAACACCGCAACAAACUGAGAAAGUAGAAGCAGAACUUGUAGAAAACCAGAAAGAGGAGAGUAUCCUGCUGCCUGAAGUUGAAGAUAAAGCAAUGGCUGCACCUGAAAUUGAAAUGAUCCAGGAACAAGUAUCAGUAGCAACACAGAAAAAACAGCUUGAACCUGAUCUAGUUGAAGUCCAACAUGCUGAAGUCAAAGAAGACAUUCAUGGAGAAGACCCUCUGAUGGAAGAAGUGAAAGACAAAAGUGUGCCUCUGCUUGAAGCCGACAUUAAGACAGAAGAAAAUGACCAGAGGAGAACGAGUGAUAUCCAAAUUGAACUCGUCAAAGAGGACAAAGACAUCGUUGUGCAAGACCUGUCAUUUAAAGCGGAAGGGAUCUCAGAAAGUAUACUUGCAGAAGAAGCCAUGACUGAUGAAGUCAAAUACAGUCCUUUGCCUGGAAGUGAAAAUGAACUAGUAAGCAAAGACCAGAAAGCCAAAGCUGAACUUAGUUCUUUAAAGGAGGUAGUACGAGAAUCAUGUCUAAAAUCAUAUGAACACCAAGAAGUAGGUGAUCCACAGAAAACCAUGACAGAAGAAUGUGAACAGGAGAAGGCGUCUCAGCUUCAAACCAUUAUUGAGUCAGCAAAAGAUGAGGUGGUUGUGGAUGCAAAUGAAAUCGAACCAGUAGAAGAAACAUUAGGACAAUCCAAACAAUCAAUCCAGACAGAAUCUGUCGAGGCAGAAGAAACAUUUUUUGCGGAAGAAAUGAUGACAGCAGAACUCAAAGAAGAGACUGUGUGUUCUACUGAGGUCCAACCACCAAGUGACCAACAAGCAGCGGCUGUAGUCAAAACUGGACUAAAUCCAGACCAAGCUGUAGCACAAGAAGGAGAAGCAAUAACAGAUAUUGCUGAAGACAAAACAGGUGAAGUUAAAGAGGAGGCGAUAUCACUGAGUGAAACAAAUGUGGAGGCAAACCAGGAAGCAGACACCCGAAAGGAGAUGGAGUUACUCGAGAAACCUUCUCAGGCGUUAUCAGUAAAUGUAACGAAUGAGGUCCCAGAGGAGGCAAACCAGGAAGCAGACACCCAAAAAGAGGUGGUGCUACUCGAGAAACAUGCUCGGGUGAUAUCACUAAGUGAAACAAAUGUGGUCCCAGAGGAAGCAAACCAGGAAGCAGAGAAUGAAAUGGAGAACAUACAUUUUUUUGAAGCCUUAGUAUCAAAGGAAGCCAACAUGGAAUUACUUCAAUCUGAGGAAACAACAGAAGUCAUUCUGGUGGAGGAAAGUCUUCCAAGUGAACACAAAGAUCAAGUGCAGCCUCUGCCUGAAUUGCCAGGGAACAAAAACAUGAAGCAAAUAAGUGAUUUGAUGGAGGGUACUCCGGCAAAGAAAACUGAAGACACCCAGAAUGAAUCAAUGAAAUCAGGUGCUGAAACAGAAGUGCUGCAAAGUGUAAGUGAUGAAGUCCAAGAGCCGCAAGAAGUAACUGCAGUUAAAACAGAAAUAGUAGAGGAGGUGCCUAUGUCUGGACUGGGAACCAACGAAGAAAGUCUCACUCAAACAUUUUCAAAGGAAACACUGGUAAAGGAAAUUUCAGAAACAGAGAAUGACAUUGCUUCAGAAGCAGAGGAAACCAAGCCUCAACGAGAUCAGGCUUUCAAAAAGGAGGAGGAUUCGGAGAACACAGAUCUUAAUCAACAGCAAUAUGUUAUGGACAGGGAGGAAGAUGGCACGCCAGAAGUCACAGAAGCACAUGUAUCCUUACACCAGAAGGAACAAAGUUGUGCACAGAUCCUUGAAAAGGUUAUUUGCGAAGAAAUCCCUGAAGUUUGUGGAACUCUUGAAGACCAAGUUAAACUUCAGGCACAUCAAAGUGACGUGGAAAACAAAACUGAGGGAGAAAAACAUGAUCUACCAGAGGUGACCACUGCUGAAGUUGCGCACGCUCUGGUGACUCAAGUGACCAUGUGCCAUUUUAAAAAAGUUUCAACUUCACUACCUGAUCUGAUUACGACAUCAUCUGGCAUGCAGGAACCGCUGCUGGAAUAUGUGCUACCAGAAUCCACAGAAAUGGUUGUGUCUGAAUUACCUACUAUAACAAAAAACAACUUGGCGCAGAGGGCACGGUUAGCCAACGAGGUUCUCAUGAUGCAAGCGACUGCGAUGGAGGUCAACCACAGCAUUCAAUUACAAGUCGUCCAAGUGGACAUCACAACGGCAGAGAAGAGCGUGGAUCAGAUUCUGGAGGUUGGGAUAGGAGAUAAAGCAGUAACUGAUGUGUGUAACAGAAAUAUUGAAGGGCUUGAGGAAGUAAUGCAAGAGAACUAUGCAGGGAUGUGUCAUGAGCUUGUUUCAAAUGUAAUGGAGAACAAACUUGAGACCUUGGACCAAAUGGUUUUAAAAGAGGCAAAAGAAGUUGAACUGGGAGAAGUUGAGGGAAUAAUGGAAUUAUCAACCGAAACACAAAGUUGGAAGGUCUUGGUCCCCAUUUGCGCCCUAGAAGCAGAGGAGCCCAUGGCACCGACUGAUAAAGCUGGUAAGGCACCGGUAGCAAAAGAAGAACACCUCAAAGAUAGUCAAAAAGACCCAGAGCCAGUCAAAGGUCAUCGAACCCUUGUAUUGCAAGAUUGCGUACAACAAAUGGAGCCAGCUGAAAAAGGAAAACACAAAACUGAGCAAGUUCAGUCACCAGAAUCUUUCCCCCAAACAGAUCUAGAUGAGUACCAAGACAUAAAGUCCAAUGAGGUUGAAGAACCACAAUCUAAAAUAGAUACAGAAGAACAUUCAUCAUUACCAGGUCUUAAAAGAACAGAGCAAAGUGAGGUUAGUGUCCAGACAAUCCUGGCUCUCGACUCAGUACUUUCCGUCGACAACCAUAAGGAGCUAGGGAUAACUGGGGAAAAUGUUCAGGUGCAAGAAAUAGAAAAGCCCUCAUGUCCAAAAGCGCCAUAUGAGAUCGAAGAGACAGCUCUAGCAGAUGAACAUAUUCAAUCCUCAAUAGAAUCCACUGAGACACAGAAACAGAUGGAACUAGUAGAAAAAUAUGUCCAGACAAGUGAAAACCCAGAGCCCCUCCCCCCAAAAGAGUCCACUGAGACCCAGGAACAGAAGGAGCUACUCAAGAUACAUGUUCAGGCAAAAGAAAACCAAGAGCCCCUACCCCAAAACAAGUUAUUCGUGACCCAGAAAGAGAUGGAGUUAUCAGAAGAGCAUGAUCAGCGAAGAGAAAACCAAGUGUCAUCACCACAAAGAGAGGCCACUGAAACUCAAAAUGAGUUAGAGCUACUCGAGAAACAUGCUCAGGCAAGCCAAAACCAAGAACCCAUAAUCCAAAAAGUCUCAAAUGAGACCCAGAAAGAGAUGGAGGGAUCAGAAGAGCAGGAGCAGGUAGGAGGAACCCAAGUAUCAUCACCCCAAGAUGAGCCCACUGAGACCCAGAAACAGACAGAGCUACAAGAGAAACACGUUCAGGAAAGCAAAAGCCAAGGGUUGCUACCCCAAAAAGAGUUAAUCGAGACCCAGAAAGAGAUGGUGGUAUCAGAAGAGCAUGUUCAGGCAAACGAAAACCAAGAGUCCCUCCUCCCAAAAAUGUCUGAGACUCAGAAACAAAUGGAGCCACUUGGAAACCAAGUCCAGGCAGGCGAAAACCAAGAGCUCCAAGGGUCCACCGAGAGUCAGAAACAGAUAGAGCUACAAGGGAAAUAUCUACAUGCAAGUGAAACACCAGAGUCCAUACACCAAACGGAGUUGACGGAGACCCAGAAACAUACGGAGCUGUCAGAAGAAAACCAAGCGCCAUUACCCAAAGAAGAAUCCAACGAGACCCAGAAACCUAUGGAGCUUCAAGAGAAAUACCUUCAGGCAAGCAAAAACCAAGAGCCCCUCCCCCAAGAAGAACCCACCGAGACCCAGAAACAGACUGAGCUUCAAGAGAAAUACUUUCAGGCAACUGAAACACAAGACCCCCUACCCCAAAAAGAUUCCCCCGAGACUCAGGAACAGACCAAGCUCCAAGAGAAAUAUUUUCAGGCAAGUGGAACACAAGAGCCCAUAUCACAACGAGAGUCCACCGAGACCCAGAAACAGAUGAACCUACAACAGAAAGAUGUUCAGGCUAGUCAAAUCCAAGAGCUCAUAGCCCAAGAGGAGUCAACAGAAACCCAGAAACAUAAGGAGCUAUCAGAAGAGCAUGAGCAGGCAAUAGAUAACCAAGUGGCAUCACCCCAAGAAGAGCCUGCUGAGAGCCAGACAGAGCAGGUUCAGGCACGUGAAAACCAAAAGCCCUUGCCCCAAAAAGAGUUCAUGGAGACCCAGAAAGAGACAGAGGAAACUGAGGAGUUUGUUCAGGCCCCAGAAACGGAAAUGGUGUCAUUCCCAAAAGAGCCAGCCACUGACCAAAAUCAAGCAGUUCAAAUUGAAGAGACCUCUGAACCGGCGAGCAAAUUGAAAUCCACUGAGAUCACGGCGAAGGCGAACUCUUCUGUCCUUUCUGGCCUCCCCACAAGGGAGAUAGAAGACUCAGUCAAGGAAAAGCUACCAAUGAUAACAGUCCAAUUAAUUUUAGAAAUUCAACCAGUGGAGACAAUGGAACCACAAGAAGUAGUUGGAGCCACAGUGGAUGAAACACCCAACAUGUGGAAAACACAAACAUUCAGAAGUGCGUCAAAACCAGAAACCGAAGACGACGGGGAGGAGAUAUGGAUGGACGCAAAGGAAGAGAUUGAAAUUCAAGAGACGCCUAAAGAUGAGAGUCCGCGACGGGACGGCAACCCUGAGGCCGAACGUGAGCGCGAAGACGGCCAUUUUGACAUUGCGGUUGACAAUUCAAAAAUGAAAAGUGCGCCAGUCGUGGAGCGGGAUCGAGCAGGUCGCACUGAAGACCAGAAGGUCACCGCUGCUGAGACCGACGCAAUGAACUGAUUUGCAGACUCAGGAUAUCGUACUUAUUAAUUUUUUGGUAUUUUAACAUGAACAGACUAACAAAUAGUCAUAGUGUCAAUUUAUUAAGACACGUGUCGCUCGUCAUAAUGUACAUAUUAGCUACGUAUUUUCCCCUCCAACAGCAAAAAGUGAGAAGAGCCUGGAAAUGCAUGACCCAAUAUUUUUGGAUGUUGCACUUAGAAAAAUGUGUUUAUUCUGAUUCCAAGUAGGAACACGCCUUGCACUGUCGACACACUUUUCGUUGUUUGUUUGCAUGCGCGACAUAUCGACAAACUCACGCCGAUGCUGCUGUCAAAUAUUUUAACGAUUGAAUAAAAAAAGAAAAAACAGUCCA